Molecule: messenger RNA, 4811 nt
Organism: Salvelinus namaycush (lake trout)
Lineage: Eukaryota; Metazoa; Chordata; Actinopteri; Salmoniformes; Salmonidae
Product: GTPase-activating Rap/Ran-GAP domain-like protein 3
Exons: 28
Coding region: 1-2910 (969 amino acids)
Biological process (GO): activation of GTPase activity; regulation of small GTPase mediated signal transduction
Cellular component (GO): cytoplasm
Molecular function (GO): GTPase activator activity
Source: RefSeq, a predicted model, not a curated record
AUGGACUACACCCCGGGAAUCUGGAGAAGAACCGAUGUCCAUUUGGAGAACCCAGAGUACCACACCAGAUGGUUCUUCAAAUACUUCCUGGGAAAAGUCCACCAGAAUUACGUCGGUACGGAUGCAGAGAAAAACCCCUUCUACCUGUCUGUGGUUCUGUCUGACCAGAACAACCAACGGGUCCCUCAGUAUAGAGCCAUCCUCUGGAGGAAGACAGGAACUCUGAAGAUCAGUCUGCCAUACAGCCCCACUAAAACACUAUCAGUCAAGUCCAUCUUAAGUGCGAUGAACCUGGACAGGUUUGAGAAGGGCCCGAGGGAGAUUCUCAACCCAGAGAUACAGAAGGACCUACUGGUGUUGGAGGAGCAAGAGGGUUCUGUUAACUUCAAGUUCGGUGUCCUGUAUGCCAAAGAUGGACAGCUCACAGAUGAUGAGAUGUUUAGCAACGAAACAGGAAGCGAGAGCUUCGAUAAGUUCCUCAACCUGCUAGGGGACACAGUCUCUCUGCAGGGCUGGGCGGGUUACCGCGGUGGACUGGAUACCAAAAAUGACACUACAGGAAUGAACUCCAUCUACACAGUGUACCAGGGCCAUGAGCUGAUGUUCCACGUCUCCACCAUGCUACCCUACUCCAAGGAGAACAAGCAGCAGGUGGAGAGGAAAAGACACAUUGGGAAUGACAUUGUCACCAUAGUGUUCCAGUUCCAGGAGGGGGAGGACACAUCUCCGUCAUUUAAACCCUCCAUGAUCAGAUCACAUUUCACACAUAUCUUUGCGUUAGUUAGAUACAACAGUCAAAACGACAGUUACAGAUUGAAGAUUUUCUCUGAGGAGAGUGUGCCACUGUUCGGACCGCCCCUUCCCUCAUCACCAGUGUUUACAGACCACCAAGAAUUCAGGGACUUUUUGUUAGUCAAGCUGAUCAAUGGCGAGAAGGCCACCCUGGAGACGCCCACGUUUGCCCAGAAGCGCCAGCGAACCCUGGACAUGCUGAUCCGUUCCCUCUACCAGGACCUCAUCCCUGACCUCCACAAGAACAUGCUCAACAGACGCUCGUUCAGUGACGUGCUUCCAGAGUCGCCCAAGUCCACCCGCAAGAAGGAGGAGGCACGACAGGCCGAGUUCGUCAGGAUAGGACAGGCACUAAAGCUGAAGACCAUCGUCAGAGGAGAUGCCCCCACCAGUCUGGUCACUACGGGCCUGUGUAGAAAAGAGCCUUGGGAGUCCCAGUCGUUCUGCAGUACGUUUUCCUAUGAGACAGUGUGUGCUGACUCCUGGGGUCAGUCUCUGUUGGUCGCCACGGAAGCAGCAGGGGUCAUGAUGAUAGAUGCUGUCGAUCCACUUCUUUCAAACCCAGACGCCCAGGUCCUGCCCCCAGUGCAGGUGUUUGAUAGGACCAUGGUGGUGAAGCAGAUGCAUGUUCUAGAGCCUCAGGAUCUCCUCAUCACCAGGACUGACAAAGGGAAGGAUGCUCGUCUCUAUGUGUUCAGACUGAGCAUGCUCAAGAGAGGCCUGGAGGAGAGGCAGCUGGUUCGCACCAAGUGUGACAGCCGAGAAAACAAACUGGAGAAGACCAAAGGGUGUCACCUGUACUCUAUCAACACCCACCACGGGUCAGAGUUGAGGAUCGUGGCAGCCAUCAGAAACAAGCUCCUCCUCAUCACCAGGAAACAGCCCCGCCCCGAUGGCAUGGGCACCGCAACCGACUCGCCCGUGGACCAGUUCCAGUACAUACGGGAAAUCUGUCUGUGUGAAACUCCGGUGGUGAUGGCUUUGGUGGAUGGUCCUACAGGGGAGAACGACAACAUGAUCUGUGUGGCCUACAAACACCAGUUUGACCUGAUCAACGAGAGCACCGGGGACGCAUACAGGCUGCACCACGUAGACGCCAACCGAGUCAACUUUGUGGCAGCCAUCGAUGUGUACGAGGAUGGGGAGGCUGGUAUUUUGUUGUGUUACAAUUAUAUCUGUUCCUAUAAGAAGGUGUGUCCGUUCAACGGCUCCACCCCCAUGAUCCAGUCCAACGCGUCUGACUUCCACUUCAGCUGGAACCAGAUGCCCAAUGCCAUCGUGUGUGCGUUCCCCUACAUCCUGGCUUUUACCACUGACUCCAUUGAGAUCCGGCUGGUUGUCAACGGUAACCUGGUCUAUACAGCUGUGGUGCCAGAGCUGCAGCUGACUGCCUCGAGGUCGGACAUCUACUUUGUGUCGUCCGCUCCGGUCAACUCGGCUUCCAACUGCAGCUCCCGGGACACCAGUUCCCAGAGUUCGCCACAGACGCCCACAGGCUACGAAAUGCCCGUGUUCCCCUCACCGCUCGGAGACGAUUCUAUACGGAUCCCGUACGGUACCAAGCUUUCCCUGUACAUGUCUAAGGAUGCCGAAGGUGAGGCACAGUGUAAGCAUAUUUUCAAGAUCCCCCUGAGUAACCUGGUGGGCCGCAGCAUCGAGAGGCCCCUCAAGUCGCCACUGGUCAACAAGGUGGUGACGGGCUUGACAGCACAGGUCCCUAGCAUGUGUGUGGCCCCCGCGGGGCCCCUCAUGCAGGGGGCUUCACACACCCUGUCACUGUCCCGCAUGGAGAUCAAAGAGAUUGCCAGCCGCACCCGCAAAGAGCUGCUAGGCCUAACCGAGGAGCCGAGCAGUAAGUCCGACAGCAGCACUGUCAAACAGAGGAAGACGAGUAAGAAGACCACUGAGGAAGAGCCAAAGGCACGAGCACUGACCUCCACUUGCAGUGACAGGAUGGGCUCAAAGUCGGCCGACACGGACUCAGACGUCCAACGGCACUGCUCGUUCAGCUCGGAUGCAGAGCAAGAGAAAGCAGUGCUCCCAGAGGAGAGCCCGCCAUUGGCCAGCCCCUUCAAUCUCGCCACAUCCUUCGAUGAUGAUGUCCUGGACCUAAAGUGAUGACAAUCCCAUCAUGCACUUCUCCUCCUCAUCCCCCUCUCUUUUCUCCUCCUUCGAUCAUUUUGUUUUGGUUGGGUUUUUUGUUGGUUGAUUUCUUGUUUUUGUUUUAUCUCCUUUGUCUGGGUCUUCAUCCUCAGACAUGGUGGGUAGGAGGAGUAAUAGUGUGUGUGUGUGUGCGCGUGUUUCAUAAGCAGUCGGUCCCCGCAGUCAGUAUGUGUGUCUGUGUGUUGCACCCAAAGAAAACGAGGUCAUUUGAGGUGGUGUGGUUUGUUCAGAGUACAGAUGUCAUUAUACGGCGACGGGUUUCUUCUAUAAACGAAAACUGAAUGUAAAUCUACGCACCGAGGCACGACAAAAAAUCGUUUCGAAACUGCACCCUCGCGAAGUGGCUACGGCUUACCUUUUAUUGUAUAAUCUGUGAUUAUUUCCAAUUACACUUUCAAAUGUAGUAUAAUAUAUGCAUAUUUAUGUGUACAUCUAUUUAUACAUUAAGAUGCAUACACAUUGACAGACAUGAAUACCUUUAUAGAUAUAUUAUAGUAGACAUUUUAUUCACAUAUUUAGUAAAUGUACAAUGUUUUAUGCUCUCCAUGUCUGUCAGUCUUGUUCUAUUUCCUUCCCAACUCUGUGUGCAGGUAUACAGGACUGGACUAGAGGCAGAGUUUCCCACAAGUGCCAUUUCCCCCACAUCCUCCACUAAACUACAACUCCCAUCAGCCACCAGUCACCUCUCCUCUAAUUGUCUGGUGUCUGACAGUAGCAGUCAUCAUCAUGUAUCCCUCUGUAGAUAACAUCCCACAGUGACUCUGUGAGCUAGGUUUAAUUAGCAUAUAGUCAAACACACCUCUAGGGCCUCUAAAAGCACCUACUGUCCUGUCUCUGGCUAUCACCUAAGAAUCCAUGGGGUCUACGUCCUCACAGAAUGUACAGUCUCCUAUACACAGAUCACAAUCUUCCCAGACAGUUAGUUUACUGUGGCCCAACACAGUUUAGUCAGGGGCCAUAUGGCCUGUUAGCGCAUCGCCUUUACAGUGGGCCUUUAAAGUCUGUCCACUGUUGGGCCGCUAGUGGCAUCGGCUGCCAACAGGACGCCCUCAGCUUAUGUGCUUUAUAGUGGUAUGCAGAUUCUUAGCCGCCAGUGGUUCACUUGUUAGUUGGGUUGGAGAAUUGAUCAAGUGGCCAACUACUUCCAUUUAGGAGUGAUGUAAUGAGGUAACGUAGUCAGCCAUAGGGUACAUCCCAAAUAGCACCCUAUUCCCUAUUUAGUGCACUGAUUUUAACCAAGACCCGUAGAGCUCUGGGUAAAAGUACAGUGCACUAUAUAGGGAAGAGGCCGCCAUCUGGGAUGCAGGCAGUGGAUGAGAGGCCAGACAGAUGGUAGGUACUGUAGCCUACAUCAAGAGUCCUUAUAGAAGCUAUUUGGUAGAAGGAAUUAUCUCUCUCCAGCUGUUCACUAGGAGCAAGGCAUAACUCACCAAGUGCAAUGGAACAUUACAUGAAACACAAGAGUUAUGACGCAUGUAGAGCGAGUCGGCUGAAACAGCACAGAGGAAGCCAUAACACUUAACCUCCUCUGGUACCAGAGAUAUAGUAACCAAGCCCAAUGAUUAGGGUGAUAUCAGCCUAUCAGUACACAGGUCAGCGGUCAGACAUCAAUCAACCAAUCAAAUGUAUUUAUAAAGCCCUUUUUACUUCAGCAGAUGUCAUAAAGUGCUAUACAGAAACCCAGCCUAAAACCCCAAACAGCAAGCAAUGCAGAUGUAGAAGCACGGUGGCUAGGAAAAACUCCCUAGAAAGGCAGGAAUCUAUGAAGAAGCCUAGAGAGGAACUCUGAGGGGUGGCCAGUCCUCUUCUGGCUGUGCCGGGUGGAGAUUAUAAGAGUACAUGGCAAUUUAAGGCCA